AUGCCCGACAAAAAUCUGACAACCAUCUCCUAUGCCGCCGGCGCAUCUCUUGCCGCCAUUGCCCUCGUCUACGUCUUCGCACCGACCUUCACAAUCGAUGAGUCCAGCACCUCGUCCUCCCGCAGAAAGGGCGUCGUGGGCCUCCGCAAUGCCGCCAACGACUGCUUUAUAAACUCUACCUUGCAGGCUCUCGCAGGCCUCGGCGAGCUGCGUGUGUACCUCAUCCGCGAGACCCACCGCCGUAACAUCGACGAUGAGGGUGUCUACUCCCAAUUGGUCCAGCCGCCUGGCAAGAACUGGCCCGACUGGAAGAUCGAGGGCAUGCAGCGCGGCCUGGUCACCCAGGGCCUGAAGGACAUGCUCGACUCGCUGAACGAGAGGCCCAUUUACAAAAAAUCUAUUUCCGCAAUCGAUUUCGUGAGGGUACUGGAGCAGGCUUUUAGACAGCGCAUUUCUAGACAGCAACAGGAUGCACAGGAAUUUCUCCAGAUUGUCGCCGAGAGAUUAAAGGAGGAGUACCACGCCGGUGAGAGAGCUCGCGCACACGCACGACUCGCCGCCUCGCGAGGUAACUCGGAAGGAGCCUCAGUAAAUGGCGAGGCUGUCCAGCAGAAGCUCGAAAACCUCAAUCUCUCAAACGGAGAGACUGACAACUCCUCUUCCGCUUUGCCUACGCCCACGGUACCCACGAUACAGACCAAUGGGCUUCACACAUCGGUCGACGAGGACGAGGGUUUUCCCAUGGAAGGAAGAUACGAGUCGCAAUCAGAAUGCCAGACCUGUGGUUACAAGACGAAGCCGAGGGAGGAGACGUUCUACAUGCUGACCCUCAACGUACCCCAGACCAGCUCCACUACUUUGAACUCGUGCUUUGACGAAAUUUUCAAGACAGAAAUGAUUGACGAUUUCAAGUGCGAAAGGUGUAGACUGAUCCACGGCGAGGAGUCGCUCAAGAAGGAUCUCGCGAAAGCCAAGACCGACAGCGAAAAGGAAGCAUUGGAAGAAGCAAUUCGCAAGCUUCGCUACGCCAUCGACGUCGAUCCCGAGAACGUACCCGAUGACGUCUUGCUCCCCGAUAUCAGCGCCGCGCCAAAGCGAAAGAUUGCACGGUCGACUCGCCUCACAUCCUUCCCGCGCAUUCUCGCCGUCCACCUCUCGCGCUCCAUCUACGAACAGACCUCAACCAAGAACUCGGCCAAGGUUGCCUUCCCCGAACGCCUGCCUCUUGGUGGUCUCCGCGACCGCCGGAACUAUAAGCUACUGGGCCUCGUGACGCAUAAGGGCAGCCACCACAGUGGACAUUAUGAAUCAUUCCGGCGCCAAAACACCUACGCCCCCUACCCAAAUCAAAAUACGUUCCAGCCUUCGGGCAUUUAUAGCAAGACGGCCAGCCCCGCAGCCACGCCGCAGCCCUCGACGCCACAGCUCGAUGCGAUUGCCCGCGGGGCCAGCCCGGCCGCGUCGACCCCAGACUUGCUCACACCGAGCUCGGAAACGAACUCUUCGACGCCGUCCCUGUCCUCGUCCGACGCCUCGCCCAGAGAUCGCAUCAAGAAGCGCAUCAGCCCCACAUCCGCGCCGCGCGACAAGCAAAGGGAGCCCGACGCAGGCAGCAUCCGAUCCGUCAAGUCCAUCACCGCGUCGGCGCGGAGCACCGUGUCCAAGAUCUCGCAGCGCGUCAACGGCAACGGCACCCCCAGCCCGCCGGGAGCGACCCCGAUGGCGGUAGCACCGCGUCCGCCGGUACACAGGCGUAAGAAGCAGCCCACCGACCGCUGGUGGCGCAUCAGCGACGAGAAGGUUCGCGAGGCCAAGACGAGCGAGGUUCUCGACCUGCGCCGCGAGGUCUAUCUGCUCUUCUACGAGCUCGAGAGGGACAGCCCGUAG
Molecule: messenger RNA, 1887 nt
Organism: Colletotrichum truncatum
Lineage: Eukaryota; Fungi; Ascomycota; Sordariomycetes; Glomerellales; Glomerellaceae
Product: ubiquitin carboxyl-terminal hydrolase
Biological process (GO): protein deubiquitination
Cellular component (GO): nucleus; cytosol
Molecular function (GO): cysteine-type deubiquitinase activity
Source: RefSeq, a predicted model, not a curated record